Molecule: messenger RNA, 3042 nt
Organism: Neogale vison (American mink)
Lineage: Eukaryota; Metazoa; Chordata; Mammalia; Carnivora; Mustelidae
Product: collagen alpha-1(I) chain-like
Exons: 6
Coding region: 1-3042 (1013 amino acids)
Source: RefSeq, a predicted model, not a curated record
AUGGGGGUGGCCUGGCGAGCCUUCCUCUCUAGGACCCACGAGCAUGCUGACCGUGGUCUUCCGCAGCCUCUGCUCCGUGCCCUCCUGCAGCGGCGCCUGCCCCACAGGAGCACCACCCAGCACAACCCGGUUCUGCAGUGUACCGCCGGCUCACCCCCGAGAGUGGGGACUAUGACGUUUACAGGCGCCGAGCCGCUUCUGGCCAACCAUCUCCAGGGCUCGGGAGUGACCAGCAUAAGGCUGCCCUGGCAGAACCGUCAACUGCGAAAAUACGGACUCUGCCCACGACGGCUUCGUGCACUUUUCCUCAAGUCAGUCACAAGGUCCGGGCUACAGUUCCUACUUCGCCACGAUUGCGUCAGUGUGCUUUUAGCCAAGUCAUCGAACUCCCGGGGCGCCUCGGCCUUGAAAGCGGAGGAGCCCUGUGACUCCAGGACUCAGUCUUGCCCCAGCGGAAGCGGCCAGGACAGGCGUUAUUCAGGGAGCUCCGGGGUCGGGAUGACCCUGAGGCAAGGAUGGGAGGAACAGGGCUCAGAGGAGGCCCACAUAAAGCAGGCCCUGGGCGGCGCAAGCACGGCUCUGGGCAAUGGGGACCGGCGGCAAGGGCUCGGGAACCCAGGAAAAGCCUCGGGCUCCGAAGGGCACACGGCGCACCUGCGGCUGGCGGCGAGGUCCGCGGGCCUCCUGGACAGCGUUCUGGGACGCUCUCGGGUCUCCAAACCCGACCUCACGGGCUCCGACACAGCUGCCACACGGCGUCUCCCAGCAGCUGGUGCUGGAGUAGCUUCACCCGGCACCACGGGUGUCUCGGGGCCUGCUGAGCCGGGCCGGGAGGCUCCACCGGACCACAACCCCGACGGCAUCCCCCAGAUGGCUCAGGGGACGCCGGGUUACCGCCGUACUGCUGCUGCAGGACCACCCCCGAGACCCGUCCGCGCCCAGGACCGCUCUGCUCCGUCCCACACCGCAGCUCUCCAGGGACCGCAGGUGCUCAGCAGGAACCCGCACAGAAACCGGGGCCUGGAAGCUGCUCCUAGGAGGCCGACGGCCGUGGCCCGGCUCCUUCCGACCCCCAGCACGGACCCGCACACACGGAGGCGCCCCUGGACGCGGGGCCUCCCCUUCCCCGGCACAGGAGUGACUCGCAACCCAGCGGCUGGAGCCCGGCCCGCCGCGUCCCCGCCUCCCAGUGCAAGCCGGGGCCUGGCUCAGGCCGGCACGCACACAGCGCAGCAGCGGAGGGGAGCACCGGCCCGGCCCCGGCGGAGAGGAGGCCCACCCCGCCCGCUCGGCCGCGUGACCCGCUCAGCCCCACGCUCCCGGUCGCGCACUCACCCGCCGCCGCCGCCGCCGCCGCCGCCGCCACGACCCGGCCGCAAACACGACUGCGCAGGCGCACCUCCGCUGGGCGGGGCCGGGCGGAACCACGCGCGCGGGGGGGGGCGCACCGGACGGAACCAUGCGCGGCGGGGGGGGGCGCACCGGACGGAACCACGCGCGGCGGCGGGGGGGGGGCGCACCGGGCGGAACCACGCGCGCGGGGGGGGGGCGCCCCGGGGGAAGUUCGCGGACCGAAGGAGCCGGGGAGCUCGCGCGUCGGCCGCUGCCCCCGAGGCACGUGUGCGUCCGGUCCGGGUUCCACGGCCCAGUCCCGGGACGGGACGCGGUGGCGGUGAGGCCUCGCUGGCUCCCGGGGGCGGACCGCAGCCCCACCCGCCACUGCCCCGCGCGGCUCCCGCUGGCUCCAACCCGCGGCUCGGAGCGACGCCAACCUCCGACAGCCGCGACACCCAGGGCCCCGGAAACGACCCAAACCCGCCGGUCCCCCGUGGGUCGCCGUUCCCCGCGACCGCCGCACCCCCACAGCCCCGGCUGCGGCCCCGGGAGGCUCCAGGCUCCCCCCGCACCACCGUCGUUGCGGGGCCCGCGUGUCUCCGACCCGCCCAGAGCCACCGGGGCGUCUUCGAGCAGAGUCCGGUCGGCGGACACCGACCCUUUCCGCGGAGCGACCUGGGGGCUCGUGCCCGCGCGGGCCUGACCCGCAGGGAAACGGAGACCGAACGCCGCGCAGGAGCGAGCGGUCCGGGCGGCGCCAUCGCAGAAGGGCCGCGGCCGCUGUCCGGGGCCGCCGCUCGGCCGAAGGUCGCGCGUCCUUCGCGACGGGUGGUCCGCGCCACGUCACGCGCCGCCGCAAGGGGGGACGCGACCGCGCGCGCCCCCGCCUCCGCCGCCCCGCGCCCUCCUGGGCGUCCCCGGCCUGGCCCCGGGCCGGCAGGGCGGAGAGGGGCCUGGGCCGCUGCCCGCGACGGCGCGGACCCGUGUCCCCCGCCGCGCUUCCCGCUCGCGGCCCAAGCCCGGCCCAGGCGCUGCGUGAGGACCGGGCGAAGCUGCGCGCCCAGAGCGAGCCCUUCCCGGGCGCCCGCGUCCGUUUUCCCGCCGACGCGACGGAGCCGGCGCCGCCCGCGCACUGAGCCGGCUGGGCCCGGGCCCUGCGCCUCCGCGUCCUUCCGCCUCCCGCUCCGCAGCCGCACGCGCCGCCGCGCCCGAACCCGCGCCGAGGCCGGGAGCUUGGCCGCCGGAGUCCCCGCGCCGGGCUUGCCCACGGACGGUCUCUCCGGCCCCGCAGGCGCCCACGCUGGCCCCGCGACGCUCGGGCCGCCGGAGCCGCUGGCCGAUCCGGAAGGCGGGACACCGGGGGCACCGGGGGCGCCGGCGGCCCGUCUCCGAAGUCGCGGCUGGGGGUUGCGGGAAGCCGGUGUCCCGCGAGCUUACCUCAGCCCGACGUGCGGGCUGAACCCGGGUCGAGGCGGUUUCCCUGCGGCGACCACGCGACCCCGGCAGCGCGCGCUCGGCUCCGCAGGGAGUCGGACUGGAUCCGCCUCGGACGACCGCGGGCCUCACGGGCGCGCGACCAGCCGCGGGAGGAGGAGGCUGCGGGGCUGCGGGCGGGAGUCGGCGUCUCCGGGCUUCGCUCUGGAAGCAGCGUGCGUGAGCGCGUCUGCGGGAGCGCGUGUGGGCGUGGGCGCGUGGGAACGUGCGUGA